AUGUCGAUCAAUUGGGUUAUGCUUGAUGAGGCUAAAGGCUUCGUUUAUCUUCCAAACGAACGUCUGCUAUAUACCUCUCCUCCCCGCACAAGCUUUGCCUUACAACCACUCCCUUCAUAUACUGGCAGCGAGAAAUUAUCAUUACAGAGCAGUGAUGGAAAACUAUACCUCACCAAUCAGCGGGUUGUAUACAUACCAAAUCAACGAACACCUGGGUUAGAAUCAUUCUCUGCUCCUCUUCUCAACCUACAUGAUUCUCAUGUUUCGGUUCCCUUCUUUGGGCCCAACGCAUGGAACGCAGUUGUCCAACCAGUGCCUGGCGGCGGAAUCCCGUCGUCCUUACCUGCAGUCCAUGCAAAGAUCACUUUUAAAGAAGGUGGAGCAUCUGAUUUUCACACGAAGUUCGAAAGAAUGAAAGAACGGUUCCAGCAAGCUCUUGAAGUUUCCGGGGAGAGUACUGGCCGUGGAGCUGGAGGUGUCGACAUGGCCAAUGUUCAUCUGGAGGACCUGCCGGCCUAUUCUGGUCCACAGAGCAGCUUAAUGCCUGCCACGGCCGAUAACAAUCCAACAACUACUCGCCGGAGUCCUUCGGUGAGCAGUGCCCAACCUCAGGAGCCCCCACCAGACUAUGAGGAGGUGCAGCGGCAGAGCGUUACCAACGAGCUAGAAGAAAGGUUACGCCGAGCGAGCUGA
This is a messenger RNA of Aspergillus calidoustus, 693 nucleotides long. Lineage: Eukaryota; Fungi; Ascomycota; Eurotiomycetes; Eurotiales; Aspergillaceae. The record is from the annotation of a GenBank genome assembly.